CGCCUUCAGCCCUUGGCACGGCGGGAGCGGCGGCGCGCGCGGGGGCCGCAGUGCAGGUGCCCGAGCUCCUCUCUCCGCCCAGUGGCCGGACGCAGGGCGCCCCCCGCACGCCUUCCCCGGGGCUCCACACCCUGAGCCGCCAGCAUGGCCCGCGGCAAGGCCAAGGAGGAGGGCAGCUGGAAGAAAUUCAUCUGGAACUCGGAGAAGAAGGAGUUCCUGGGCCGCACCGGGGGCAGCUGGUUUAAGAUCCUCCUCUUCUACGUCAUCUUCUAUGGCUGCCUGGCCGGCAUCUUCAUCGGCACCAUCCAGGUCAUGCUGCUGACCAUCAGCGAGUUCAAACCCACCUACCAGGACCGCGUGGCCCCCCCAGGCCUGACCCAGAUCCCCCAGAUCCAGAAGACGGAGAUCUCCUUCCGCCCACUGGACCCCAAGAGCUACGAGCAAUACGUGAGGAGCAUCGUCCGCUUCCUGGACAAGUACAAGGACUCGGCCCAGAAGGAUGACAUGAUCUUCGAGGACUGCGGCAGCGUGCCGAGCGAGCUGAAGGAACGUGGCGAGUACAACAACGAGCGCGGCGAGCGCAAGGUGUGCCGCUUCCGGCUCGACUGGCUGGGCAACUGCUCGGGCAUCAACGAUGAGUCCUUCGGCUACAAGGACGGCAAGCCCUGCGUCAUCAUCAAGCUCAACAGGGUGCUGGGCUUCAAGCCCAAGCCCCCCAAGAAUGAGUCUCUGGAGACCCCGCUGCUGAAGUACAGCCCCUACGUGCUGCCCGUCCAGUGCGCCGGGAAGCGGGACGAGGACAAGGACAAGGUGGGGACCAUCGAGUACUAUGGGCUGGGCGGCUACGCUGGCUUCCCGCUGCAGUACUACCCCUACUACGGCAAGCUCCUGCAGCCCCGGUACCUGCAGCCGCUGCUGGCCGUGCAGUUCACCAACCUGACCAUCGACAGCGAGGUGCGCAUCGAGUGCAAGGCGUUCGGCGAGAACAUCGGCUACAGCGAGAAGGACCGUUUCCAGGGACGCUUUGAUGUGAAAAUCGAAGUGAAGAGCUGAUCCAAGCAUAAAACAAAAACACAAAACCAACAAAACCGUUCCCACUAGCCAUUUAAAAACAAAACCAACAAACAAAAAAGUUUAAAAACAAAAAAAAAGAGAAAGAUGACAAAAAAAAAAACACCACAAAAAAAAAAAAAACAAAAACAAAAA
This is a messenger RNA of Sorex araneus (European shrew), 1206 nucleotides long. It is a transcript of the gene ATP1B1, whose product is annotated as ATPase Na+/K+ transporting subunit beta 1. Lineage: Eukaryota; Metazoa; Chordata; Mammalia; Eulipotyphla; Soricidae. Gene Ontology annotation, molecular function: ATPase activator activity. Gene Ontology annotation, cellular component: sodium:potassium-exchanging ATPase complex. The transcript is spliced from 6 exons. Gene Ontology annotation, biological process: potassium ion import across plasma membrane; intracellular sodium ion homeostasis; intracellular potassium ion homeostasis. The coding region runs from base 145 to 1053 and encodes 302 amino acids. The record is from RefSeq and is a predicted model, not a curated record.